AAGAAGUUGUGUUUAUCAGCAUCCAGGCAACUACAAUCUAAAUCCUAUGCACGCUCCCAACUUAAUCCGAUGGCAUCACCGCUUGAUCAGCCUGGUAACUGAAGUUUUUCCAAUCAAGUUUUGUAAAUUUUAAAUCAUAAUUUUAUUUUAAUUUGCUUUGAAUUGGUAUUUCUUACAAUUGUUCACGUUCAGUCAUUUAUCUUAUUAGUUAAUAAUUAAUAAUUGUUCAUUUAGUCUGUAUUAUUACAUUUUUGUAAGUGGAUCAUAAGUCUUAACUAUGGAACCCGAUUUUGAAAGCCACGUAAUGUGGUUUUUAUUAGGUUAUAGUUUUCUUAUGUUUACUCUUCCGUUUGUUGGAUUUUUCACCAUGAAAUAUUUUCUCGGUCAAAUUUUGAACAUCCAAGGAUAUAAAGUUAUUGCUAUAUCGGUUAUAUUUGCUGUUAUUAUUGUACAAUUAAUUAUUUAUAGUUAUGUAAAACAAGCAUUUAAUGAACCUGUUGAUAAAGUUGAUGACGGUGGUGGUCAUGAAGAUGAAAAAGAAUUUAUUGAUGACAAAAAAGAUCAAUAGUUAUUAAUAAUUGAAAUAUUUUAUUUCCAUCAUUUCUUAGUAUUAGUGAUAGUCAAAAAUAGUUGUAAUUUCCAUCUAGAUAUUAAGCAUUUCUUAUAAAAUUCAAUAUUAUAAUUUAAUUA
This is a messenger RNA of Sipha flava (yellow sugarcane aphid), 690 nucleotides long. RefSeq lists its product as uncharacterized. Gene Ontology annotation, biological process: vacuolar proton-transporting V-type ATPase complex assembly. Bases 278 to 568 code for a protein of 96 amino acids. Lineage: Eukaryota; Metazoa; Arthropoda; Insecta; Hemiptera; Aphididae. The record is from RefSeq and is a predicted model, not a curated record. Gene Ontology annotation, cellular component: endoplasmic reticulum membrane. The transcript has a single exon.